Bubalus bubalis (water buffalo) is the source of this 4543-nucleotide messenger RNA. RefSeq names its product spindlin family member 4 (gene SPIN4). Gene Ontology annotation, cellular component: cytosol; nucleoplasm. The coding region runs from base 806 to 1555 and encodes 249 amino acids. Lineage: Eukaryota; Metazoa; Chordata; Mammalia; Artiodactyla; Bovidae. The record is from RefSeq and is a predicted model, not a curated record. The transcript has a single exon. Gene Ontology annotation, biological process: regulation of DNA-templated transcription; gamete generation.
GCUGUGGAGGAGGGGUAGUGGGUGACAGACGGCCAGAGAGUAGGAGGAGGGGAGCCAGACAGUCUGGCUUGGGUUUGAGGGAAGCAGUCGGGGAGCGCGUGAGGAAAUGAAGGAGAGCCUGAGACUAUGUGGACGAAAGCAGUGUGCGCACUAACCCGCCCUGCUGCUGCUGCUGCUGCUGCUGCUGCUGCUGGCUGAGCGGAAGGCGGAAUGGCGGGGGCGGGGGCGGGGCCGAGGCUGAGGCUCUGGCGGGCUCGGAGGGGUCGGGUUCCCGAAGCGGCAAAAACCCUGGCGCCAGAGUUAGGCCGAGCAGAGAAACAUUGCUAAACCGAGGCCGCGCGGACUUCUCAAAGAACCGCCGCCACCGGCGACUUUGGCGCUGCAGCCAUCCUCUUAUCUCUUUCCCGUCCUCUCCUCCGUCGCCGUUCUGCAUCCAUCGCACCAUCGAUAACAGCUAAGUGGUCAAUUCUGGGGACUUAGGGUUGGGAGUCGGGGCGGGCUCAAGGCGCGGACAACACACGCAAGCCCGCCAUCUCCAGCGGCAACCGCCACUGCUUGCAGAUACCUCUCCGGAGUGGGAGAGAACACUGUCAAGAGGCCCCCUCUGUUCUAGUGCCCAGAGUUAGAGCGUUUCUGCCAAGCCUUAGUGAGAGUCUUGCCUUUCGGGAAAGGAGGAGAACGGACAGGACAGGAUCUGUCUUUUUUGGGGGAUCACGAAAAAAAGAUCUCAUACUGGAUAGCGUUGACUUUUUGUUAGUUUAAUCUAGCAAGUGUCAACGUUGCCGAGUCUCCUUAAACCCUAGCCAUGUCGCCCCCAACAGUGCCUCCAAUGGGCGUAGAUGGCGUGUCCGCAUACCUGAUGAAGAAAAGGCACACCCACAGGAAGCAGCGGCGCAAGCCCACUUUCCUCACCCGUAGGAACAUAGUUGGCUGCCGCAUUCAACACGGCUGGAAGGAAGGCAACGAGCCUGUGGAGCAGUGGAAAGGCACCGUGCUUGAGCAGGUUUCCGUGAAGCCCACUCUCUACAUCAUCAAAUAUGAUGGCAAGGAUAGUGUGUAUGGGCUAGAACUGCACCGAGAUAAGAGAGUUUUAGCGCUAGAGAUCCUUCCUGAGAGAGUGCCCACUCCUCGCAUUGAUUCGCGCCUGGCAGAUUCCCUGAUUGGCAAGGCAGUAGGUCAUGUGUUUGAGGGUGAGCACGGUACGAAAGAUGAAUGGAAGGGCAUGGUCCUGGCGCGAGCUCCUGUGAUGGACACUUGGUUUUACAUCACCUAUGAGAAAGAUCCAGUCCUUUAUAUGUACACACUGCUGGAUGACUACAAAGAUGGUGACCUGCGCAUCAUCCCAGAUUCCAACUACUAUUUCCCUGCAGCAGAACGGGAGCCUGGAGAAGUUGUCGACAGCCUUGUGGGCAAGCAGGUGGAGCACGCCAAAGAUGAUGGGUCCAAGAGAACCGGCAUUUUCAUCCACCAAGUUGUGGCCAAGCCAUCUGUCUACUUCAUUAAGUUUGAUGAUGAUAUUCACAUUUAUGUCUAUGGUUUGGUGAAAACACCCUAAAGAUUCGUUAUACUAUUGCAGAAGUUGUGGAACGAUUAAAUGUAAAAUAUGUUGUGUGAACUUUUGAGAACAGUUUUGGUGUCAGAGGUUAAAAAAGUUAUUAAUUACUGUGCACCAAAUUUACAUUGACUAGUUCCACAAUUUUGCCCCAAGUAAACUUUGGUACUUUUUAUAUUACCUUGUUCUCUAAUAAAAUUUUUAAAUAGGAUGUUAAUAGAAAAUUGAAAAAUUCAUAAAAUUUCAACAAUGGAAAUCUCGAUAAAGAAAAAUAAAUGGUGUAUACACACUGUAUCUUCCCCUCUUCCAUUCUUUGCCUUACCAUUUUUUUUUUUUUCUCCCCAGGUAACAAAUGUUAAGAACAUAGUGUAUAUCCUUCCAUGUUUUCUCCAUUUGCCUAAAGGAAAUUUGUUGUCCUUUCUACAGAAACAGCAAGCCACAUUAUUUCUCUGUAUUUGCUUUUCUCACUUGAUAUAUCCUUCUGGUCAGUAACUACAGAUAUCUCUCGAUCUCUCCCAUGCCUCUGUCUCUUUUCCAUCUCCCCCUGGAAUUUAUUUCUGUAUAUGGUAUAAGAUAGAGGUCCAACUAUGCAUUGUACUUAUAUUGAAUGCUGAAUUGUACCAUCACAUUUGUUAAAUGAAUCACUCAUCUCCCCUUUCCUUCUAUUUCUCCUUGUCUUCCUUCUUUCUAACAGCUGCAUACACAGUACAUACUUAUUUACCAAAAUGAUACAAUUUAUGUACCAUUACAUUUUUGAUGGUCUUUUAAGUUAUUUUCUUUUUUUUUUUUCCACCAUAGCACUGCUACAAUAUAUACUGAUGCUUUUAUUUCUAUAGAGUAGCUUCCCAGAAAUGGGACUGCUAGUAGGUGUAUAUUUAAUUUUAAGAGUUACUACAAAAUUGCCAUCCCAAAUGAAAGUGAUCAUUUUCCAGCAUCUCCUACAGCAGCACACUUUAGUAUUUGCAAACCUGAAUGGUGAAAAAUUACAUAGUAUUGUCUCUUUAAUUGACAAACUCAAUGAGUUUUUUGUUUUUGUCUUUUACUAUUUGGACUUCUUGUGAUUGCCAAUUCUUAUCUUUUGCUCAUUUUCUAUCAAAGAGUUGAUCUUUUCCUUAUAAAUCUGUAGUAAUUCUAAAUAUGUUUUCUAUGUGGUGCUUAUUAGUCAGUUGUAGCCCACAUGUGUUAUGAUUUUCUCCAUUCUAUCUUUAAUAUUGACUUUAUUGAUAUCUUCUCUUUUUUACUGUACAGUUUUUUGUUUUUUUUUUUUUUAAUUUAGAUUCCUAUCUCCUUUUAAGCUUUUGGGUUUCUUGUCUUUUUCAGCUGAAUGCUCCCACCCCUAGUCAUACAAAUAUUUACCUACAUUAUUUCCACAUUAAAGCCCCCUCGGUGUGUCACUAAUAACUAUGUGAUCCAUCAGGAAUUUAUUUUUGUGUAUGGCAUAAGAUAGACGUUCAACUACACAUUUUGUUCACAUUGUAUACUUGGUUAUGCUAUCACAUUUAUUAAAUAAAUCACCCAUUUUCCAGUUUCUGAGCCAGUAUCACAUUAUUUUAAUUGUACUAGCUUGACUUGGUCAAGCUAUCACAUUAUUUUUAUUGUAUCACAUUAUUUUAACUGUAAUAGCUUGACUUGGUAAAGCAAGUCCCCUGUCACUAGUUGUUUUUUUUUUCCUUUAUGUAAUUUGUCCUAGACAUUCAUUAUUUCACAUGAAAUUUGUCAGCAUUCUUUCCACUUUUAAAAAAAAGUGUGAUGUCUUAGAAUUGUAUUACAUUUCUGCAUUUCUAUUAGAGGAUGAUUUUAAUAGUAAUAUUAAUUGUAAAUACUUGAGAAUUUCCGUACAUCAUUAAAAUGUUUUGGUUGUGUUUUUGUAAUGUUCUUCAUAUAGGUUCAUUACAUCUGAUUAAAUUUAUCUCUAAAUAUUUGUACAGUUUUUGUCACAUUUUGAAAUGUAUCUUUUCCUCCUAAUUUGUAUUUUUGGCAAUAUAUACAAGCUAGAGUUAUUUUCCUUCUAUUUUCAUCUUACAAAAUCCUCUGAAUUAUAGGGGGUCUUUUAAAUAGAAUAUUUGGGACUUUUUAGAUAUGCAAUCAUCUCACCUGCAAAUAAAGAUCAUUUUAUUUCUUACAGUGUUUAUAUUAAUCAUUAUUACAUUAUCUGGAUUCUCCAAAAAAUGUUGAAUAAUGAUUAUGACAGACAUGCCUGUCUGGUUCUUAAUUUUCAUGGAUUUGUCUUUAGUAUUCUCUAUUAAUAUGACAUUUGCUGUUGGUUAUUGGUAAAUAGUCAUUAACAUGUUUAGGGAAUUUCAUCUCUUCCUGCUAAGUUUCACUUAGCAUUAUUACUAAAAGUGGCUCCUGAAGUUUAUCAAAUAUCUUUUCAGUGUCUAUUGAUAAAAUAGUAUGAUUUUUUUUUCCUUUAAUUUGUUGGCAUAAUGAAUUAGAGUGGUAGGUAUUUGAUAUUGAACCAAAUUUGUGUAUCUGGAAUAAAUCCCACUUGGUCAUGGUGUAAUAAUCAUCUGAUAUAUUGCUGUAUAUUAUUAACUAAUAUUUUAUUUAGUAUUAUUGUAUUUACAUUUCAAAGUGAAAUUGUAUUUUACAAGUUUUGUUAUUAAAAUUGUGCUAGCUUUAAAAAAUGAAAUUACAAGUUUCCAACCAUUUUACUGUGUCCUGGAGUAGUUUAAAUAGCAUUAGAAUUAUUUGUUCUUUAAAAACUAGCUAGUAAUGAGCUAUAAAAACAGUCUAAUCCUGGUGACAAUUUCAGUGGUAGAUCUUUAAUCCACUUUUUUAUCUCUUCAAUGAUAAUUGGUUUAUUCAAGCUUUCUGUUAUAAAGGAAUGUAUAUUCCUCUGUGAAAUACAAAAUUUAAAGUUUUCUCUAUUACAGGCUUCUUGCUUGUAUUAUUCAGAUGCUUUAUGUCUUUGUGUGCUGUAUAUGCAUAUAUCUUAGAUAUGUUCAAUUUUGAAAACACUGUAAUAAAACCAUCUCCGACUGUUUUAAA